This is a messenger RNA of Didymella exigua CBS 183.55, 3759 nucleotides long. RefSeq lists its product as uncharacterized. The coding region runs from base 1 to 3759 and encodes 1252 amino acids. Gene Ontology annotation, cellular component: nucleus; condensed chromosome, centromeric region. The transcript has 2 exons. Gene Ontology annotation, biological process: mitotic cell cycle; mitotic chromosome condensation; meiotic chromosome condensation. Gene Ontology annotation, molecular function: histone binding. The record is from RefSeq and is a predicted model, not a curated record. Lineage: Eukaryota; Fungi; Ascomycota; Dothideomycetes; Pleosporales; Didymellaceae.
AUGGAGGCGCGCAUUGAUUUUGACAUCAAUGAGGCGAUCAAGCUGUUCGACAGCGAUCCCUCGACGAUUCCAACGCCGGAAGCCUCUCGAGCAGUGCAAGAGUGCGAAGAUGACCCAGAAGCGCUGUCCUCGCUGUCUCUGAUUGACAGCGAACUGAACUCUGUGGUGGACGCAGUAGCGGAGAGCCCAGAUGCGAUCACUCGCGCUUCAGUCUUUGACACACUUCAGUUCCUCCUCAAGUGUGUUCCAGUCCGCCCCGUCUACUCAUGUAGAAGAUCGCAAGGUUAUGUCUCUAAUUCGAGUUUCCUAUCUAGGAAUUCGUCGCAAAUACCACCGACCGCGCUCGGCAAGAUCCUCGACCUUAUAGUAUCCGCACUUUCUACACAAGCCGAUGUCGUACACGCCGAUCUCGAAGCCGAAGACCAAGAUGCGAUUUCAUACCACAAAAACAUCUUGGAGAUGUACGCGUUCUUACUCAAAUGGACCAUAACCGCAGUCGAGACAAGAGCGCUGGAGAAGUCGGCCUCGGCGCCAGCAGCAAGAGGGAGAGGUAAGACGGGGAAAGCCAAGGGCAGUAGCAAGGACGGGACAUGGGAUGCAGCGGCGCAGCUCGAAACAGCGCUCGAUCGGGUGAGCAAAGUGUUGAAGCUGAAGCUGAGUCGCAUAUUCGUCACUACGUCAGAACGCGACACCUUCAUUAGCCUCUUCACUAAGCCCGUGUACCACAUCUUGGAGAACGAAGCCAGAGUCAAGAACAACGCCAUCCGUAAUCACUGCUUCAGGGUGCUCUGCAUCGCUGUCAAGCACCAUGGUCACGCAUACACCGCACAGACAUCGAUCAACCAAUGUCUCACGUACUUCGAGCAUCUCUCGGAGCCCAUGGCCGAGUUCCUCCACACCCUCGCCGAUGCCUACGACUAUUCACAAUUGGCUGAGGAUGUAUUGAAAGAUAUCAGUACCAGGGAGUACAGCGCUACAGAUUUGAAGGGUCCGAAGUCUGUCUCGACGUUCCUGAUCAAGAUCUCUGAGCUGCUGCCAAAUCUCAUCAUCAAGCAAGGUGCCCUGCUCAACAAUCUGCUGGAUAGCGAGGCUUACACGUUGCGAUGCGCUAUGAUUGAAGUGUGCGGCAAUCUGAUCAAUAUGCUGAGCAAGCUGAGCCAGGACGAUCGCAGCGAAGCUCACAAGAGAAAUAUCGACAUCUUCUUCGACGUGCUUGAGCAGCGUUUCUUGGAUAUCAACCCGUACUGUCGUUGCAGAGUCAUGCAAGUCUACGUCAAGCUCUGUGAUCUGCCACAUUUGAGCUCGAAGCAAGGGCGCAAGCGUCGUCAGAUGGCUGCAGACUAUGCUGAACAAAGCCUCAAAGACAAGAGUAGCAACGUACGACGAAAUGCGAUCAAGCUCCUUUCGAAACUCGUCGAAACACACCCCUUCUCGGCCAUGUACGGCGGUCUUUUGUCAACAGAGCCUUGGGAGCAGGGACUGGAGAGUAUUGAGCAAAGUAUUGCAGCGCUGAAGCCUGCUGAGAAAGAGCUCCAAGAGCAUGCGCCUGGAGAAGUCGACGAGUCGAUGCUUCUUGAUGCAACCCAAGCAGAUGCUGCUGCCCCACAAAAUUCAGAAGAGCUUCAGGCUGCGGUAGAAAAGAGGGAGCAAGAGAAGGCGCAGGACGCUGCAAAGAUUCAGGAGCUGGAGAAGUUCAACAAGCUACGCUCGUUUGUACGAUCAGCUCUGAGAUUCAUCGAAGUGGUCAACGAUGCAGCCGAGCAGGUGAUGCAGCUGCUUUCCUCGAAGAACAAGAGCGAGGUCAUUGAGGCGAUGGACUUCUUCACCACAAUCGAUGCAUACAAGAUCGCAAACGCUAGACUCGGCAUCAAACGAAUGCUUCGACUCAUCUGGACCAAGGGCAACAGCGACGAAGGCAAGGGCGUCCAGGCACAUCUUAUCGACUGCUACAAGGGCUUGUUCUUCAAUGCACCUCCCGGGUGCGAUGACAAUCAAGCUGCCAACUAUAUCACACGCGGUAUGAUUAGUCUGACGUUCGAUACAACACCCGCCGACCUCAUCUCCCUCGAACAGCUUCUCAGCACGAUGAUGAAGCAAGGAGCAGUCAAUAACCUGGUCAUCGAGAAGCUUUGGGGAAUCUAUGGCUACCAGAAGAAGGAUAUUUCCAUGCGACAGCGCCGAGGAGCCAUCAUCGUUUUGGGCAUGCUGGCGCUUUCUUCGCCUGAGAUCAUUGUGAAUGAGAUGGAGACUUGUCUGAAGAUUGGCCUGGGCAAGCUUGGUCAUCGCGACUUUGGGCUUGCUCGAUACACCUGUGUUGCUCUUCGCCGAAUCAGCGCAGCCUCCGGGAAGCAACAGGCUGGAACAGCCCCGGCCCCAUCGGUCAAGCUACCCAAUGAUCACGCAGUGUUGGUCAGACUUGGUGCCAUGUGCGAGCUCGAGUCUGACAGCAAAGAAUGGUUUGGCGUGGCGGAGCAAGCGAUCAGUGCUAUUUACGUAUUGUCGAAACACCCAGACGUGCUCUGUUCGGAAACCAUCAGGCAGGUGACGAAGAGAGUGUUCGCCGCGAAAGCAUCUUCUCGUCCAACAUCAAGCUCAGGUUUGAAGGACGAGGACCCGGACCGCAUGGACGUGGAUGAAGACGAGGAGAUGCCCGAUGCUGAUGCAGUCGAUUCAUCGAUUCCGAAGAAGCAGCAGAACUCUGCUCUAGCACUGUCGCAGCUCCUCUUCAUUGUCGGGCACGUUGCCAUCAAGCAAAUCGUCCACCUUGAGCUUUGCGAGCUGGAGUUUAAGCGUAGAAAGGCCGAAAGAGAAAAAGACAAGAAGGCAGCGCCUCGAAAGUCUCUCGUACCAGAGCCGACGCCAAUGAAGAAAGGCCGGAAGAGAGGCGCAGCGAAGGACCCAACGCCUGCACCUGAGGCUGAUACAGAUGAUCUCGAUCUCAUGGCGGGUACCAACGAAGACGACUUUACAGAUGCCAUUACUCAUGUUCGAGAGCGUGAGCUGCUGUUCGGUCCACAGUCCGUCCUCGCCAACUUUGGCCCCUUGGUGUCAGAUAUCUGCGCCAAUAACACCUCGUACAACCACCCAACCUUGCAGGCCCAGGCUGCGCUUUGCCUGGGCAAACUCAUGUGCGUCAGCCAAGAGUACUGCGAAAGCCACCUCGAUCUUCUGCUCGUCAUCCUUGAGCGCAGCCAAGACGCCAUCGUUCGAAGCAAUCUUGUCAUUGCUCUUGGUGAUAUGGCUGUCUGCUUCAACCACUUGGUCGAACAAGACACCGAGUUCCUGUACCGCCGUCUCGACGACAAUGAUCAGAGUGUCAAGCGGACGUGUCUCCAGACCCUGACCUUCCUCAUCUUGGCUGGUCAGGUCAAAGUCAAGGGUCAGCUUGCGGAGAUGGCUAAGUGUAUUGAAGACAGCGAUAAGAAAAUCACAGAAAUGGCCCGCAUGUUCUUCAGCGAACUUGCUACGAAGGACAACGCCAUUUACAACCAGUUUGUGGACAUGUUCAGUACUCUCAGUGCCGACACUGCGCUCAAUGAAGAUACAUUCAGGCGCAUCAUCAAGUAUCUGGCUGGAUACAUCGAGAAGGAGAAACAAGCUAAACAGCUCUCCAACAAGCUUGCUGCACGUCUGCCCCGCGCUGAGAAUGAGCGACAAUGGCGUGAUGUCGAGUACACGCUGGGCUUCCUCCAGCACAAGGACGAAGAGAUUCAGAAGAUGCUGUCCGAGGGCUUCAAGGUCGUCCAGGCAUCGGCGUAG